Nematostella vectensis (starlet sea anemone) is the source of this 1842-nucleotide messenger RNA. RefSeq names its product neuronal acetylcholine receptor subunit alpha-10. Lineage: Eukaryota; Metazoa; Cnidaria; Anthozoa; Actiniaria; Edwardsiidae. The transcript is spliced from 9 exons. Gene Ontology annotation, cellular component: neuron projection; synapse; postsynaptic membrane. The record is from RefSeq and is a predicted model, not a curated record. Gene Ontology annotation, biological process: signal transduction; monoatomic ion transmembrane transport; nervous system process. The coding region runs from base 4 to 1443 and encodes 479 amino acids. Gene Ontology annotation, molecular function: acetylcholine-gated monoatomic cation-selective channel activity; transmembrane signaling receptor activity.
UGGAUGGCAGCCAGCCUGGUAGCACCAGCUUAUGCUUCUCUUAAUAGCGAGAUGUCGGUUGUGUUUCUCCUUCCAAUAUUUUUGUCAUCUUUAUUUGGCUCUGACUUCGCGUUGAAAAUGACCCCUGAGGAUCAUCUUAUUCGACAUCUGCUGAACACCACACGCUACUCGCCGCGGUUCCGCCCGGUUAGGGACGUUAAAGAAGCUCUCGUGCUUAGACACGGCAUGAUGCUGAAAACGAUAGUCGCAGUCGAGGAAAAGAAUAUGGUUUUCACGACCAAUGUUCGCCUUCGAAUGGGAUGGAAAGAUGCAUUCCUCCAGUGGAACCCCGCUGACUAUGGGGGAGUGACGCAGAUCAAUCUUGAAGCCUCCGAUAUUUGGACACCACCGGUGAUCAUAUACAACCAGGCUGGCGACUUAGGAGAAUCCAUCACCUCGUCUAAUACUCCUCGUCCGGUGGUCAGGUCGGAUGGGACAGUGUUGUGGAUGGUCCCGACGGUCAUAAAGAGCUCUUGUGUUAUCGACGUCAAGUAUUUCCCUUUCGACCAGCAGCUAUGCAAGAUCAUCUUCGGGUCAUGGCAUUAUGACGUCAGCAAGCUUGACCUCCAGCCCUUGGAUGGUAAAGUGGACACCACAAGGUACAUCACUAACUCGGAAUGGAAGCUGUUGAGUGCCACUGCGGUACGGACCCAAGUGUCGCACAUCUGCUGCCGGCAGGAAGUAGCUCGCAUAACCUACUCCUUGCACAUCGAGAGACGGAGACUCUACUAUAGCAUGAACUUCAUCUUGCCAUGCACCAUCAUCGCGUUCCUGAUGUUGUUGGUCUUCAUGACCCCAGAUAACACCGGUGAGCGAAUGGCUGUGGGGGUCACCAUUCUCUUGUCCCUCGCCGUCUUCUUUCUCAUGCUCGAGACCAUCAUGCCGAUCUCCCAGAUGCUGCCCUUGCUCGGCAAGUAUUACUGCUGCAUCAUCAUCGAGGGUGCAGCCGCACUGGGGGCCAUGAGCGGGGUGCUACGAUACAUCCACCACUCUCCCGACCCGCUACCACCAUGGGUCAAGAAAUACAUCUUGGGCCAUCUGGCAAGGCUGAUGUUUUACGAUAUGAGCCCCGCACCCCGAAAAAUACAAGUACAGAACUCAGAGGAAAUAGACCUGAAUGAGAAAGACGAGAAUACAAGACAACUGAAGUUUGCGGUCAAGUGGAGGAAACGUGUGAGGGAGAAAAAGCAAGAGGCCCUUCCUUCGCCUGAGACCCGAGCCAUUAUCAUAGUGGCGGAGAAAAUUAAAGAACAGGGGAAAACCGCUGAGCUGCAAGGACAGUGGGAGCAAGCAGCAAACGUGAUUAACCGGUUCCUAACCUGUUUAUUUUUGUUGUCGAUUCUCAUUACGAUAAUUGCGGUACUGGUACUCGAUGUACCCCGCUUUGAUUUUUCAAAGCAGUAAAAAUAACUCCCCUUGUUAGUCCGCACAUAAACUCCGAGAGUAAUAACAUGUGGACAUCCUGUGUUAUAAUACAUUAUCUUCUUGUGUUAGCCUUCCUGUAUUAUCAUAUCUUGGCUGCCUGUGUCACAUUGAUAAGUUAUCAAUAAGGUUUUAGCAAAACAUGAGGCAAUUGUUUAUAUUCAACGCAAUAUUUAUUGUUACCUGCACUAAUAAUAUCUUGCAUUUCAUGCAAAAAAAUAACCAAAAAGCACGUUAGAUGGACAAUGUAUAAAUAUGUUACCGGCUAUAAAUAUGACUUUUAAAAAACGAAUGGAAUAAUUGUUUUUAUAGUGACCAUUUUCACUUUUAAAUUGUUGGUGUUUUUAUUGAUCAAGAUGAAUAAAUAUCUUUCGCAUGCAA